AUGGACAACAUCAAAGUGGAUCAGUCCGCUACCGAGAAAGAUGUCACACAUGUUGCACUCGGCGAGACUCAUGAUAUCGCAGCCAAUCUAUAUCUGGAAGCAGAGCAGUUAACUGCCGAGGAACUCGAGACUGAGGGCGCCGAGGUGCUGAGGAUUAUUGACUGGAGGAUUAUGCCUAUGUAUUUCCCCAUCACUCAAUACUCAUAUGUUCUAGACAAACUAUCACUGAACUAUGCAUCGGCAUAUUCCUUAAUCCCAGACCUCGGUCUUGAAGGUCAACGAUACUCAUGGGUUGCCGCGAUUUUCAAUUUCGGUUAUCUCUUCUGGGCCCUGCCAGCCAAUCUCCUCAUCCAACGAUUGCCAAUCGCCAAAUAUAUGGGUGGUAUGCUUUUAAUCUGGAGUGUACUCGUUAUUGCACAUGUUGGAGCAAAGAAUUACCCAGGAAUGCUGGUAUUGAGAUUCCUCUUGGGCAUGGCAGAAGCUGGAGUCAGUCCAUGCAUGAUGAACCUGACAUCGAUGUUCUACAAGCGAUCCGAACAACCGUUGCGUAUGGCUGUCUGGCUUAGCGCAAAUGGUAUGGCCACCAUGGUAGGAGCACUACUAGGAUUCGGUCUCGGCCAUUCACAUAACACCGCGCUCCGCAGUUGGCAGUUAAUUUUCUUAACCAUCGGACUACUCAACUUCCUUUGCGCCUGUCUGUUCCUCUGGCUGAUGCCCGACUCGCCCAGCUCUGCGCGCUUCUUGACCCAUCGACAGCGCGUGAUCGCGGUGCAGCGUGUCGCCGAAAACAUGAUUGGAGUGAAGACCAAAGAUAUCAAACCACGCCAGGCACUGGAGAUUCUCUACGAUAUCAGAGUCCUCUGCUGCGCGGGAGUCGGCAUCGCCUGCGGUGUGAUCAACGGCGGUUCAUCGAAUUUCUCAUCAGCCUUGAUCAAAGGCUUUGGCUUCAGCGAGAUCUACACUACACUCCUCCAGCUGCCUACAGGUGCGGUCGAAGCGGUGGUUGUUCCAAUCUGUGGUAUUAUUGCUACCUACGUGAAGGAUUCCCGCUGCAUCGUCCUCGCAGUGGUAUGUUUGAUUCCCUUUGGCGGUCUUCUGGGUAUCCGCUUCACCAGUCUCGACCACCCGUGGACUUUAGUUGGUUGCACCUGGCUGCAGUAUCUUGUCGGUGCUCCCGUCAUUAUUUCGUGGAAUCUACUUGCCACCAAUGUUGCCGGUCACACCAAGCGUGCGGUCGCGAAUGGCCUCUGGUUCUCGCUCUAUGCAGCCGGCAAUGUUGCCGGGGCGAAUAUCUUCUUCGCUAACGAGUCCCCGCGCUAUUACUCGGGUCUGCUCGGCCUGCUCAUUUGCUAUGCGGGUAUCAUUGUUCUGGCAUGUGCGGGAUAUGCGUCAAUGAAAUGGGAGAAUUCGAGGAGAGAUGCCGCAAUGGCUGCAGCUAAUACUAAUGAGACCCCGGAGGAUGUUGUCUCUCAGGCUAUCUUGGAUGGCUUCAGUGAUCUGACCGAUAUGGAGUCCAAGCAUUUUAGGUAUGCGCUUUGA
Messenger RNA from Penicillium coprophilum, 1539 nucleotides. RefSeq names its product putative MFS allantoate transporter. Bases 1 to 1539 code for a protein of 512 amino acids. Gene Ontology annotation, biological process: transmembrane transport. Gene Ontology annotation, cellular component: membrane. Gene Ontology annotation, molecular function: transmembrane transporter activity. The record is from RefSeq and is a predicted model, not a curated record. Lineage: Eukaryota; Fungi; Ascomycota; Eurotiomycetes; Eurotiales; Aspergillaceae. The transcript is spliced from 3 exons.